AUGGAGCAAAAAAUAGUUAUCAAGGUGCAAAUGAACAGUGAUAAAUGCAGAACCAAGGCCAUGAAGAUUGCCGCAACAACAGAUGGUGUGAGCUCGGUGGCAAUCCAAGGGUCAGAAAACGAUCAGUUGGUGGUGAGUGGCGAAGGUGUUGACUCGGCUAACUUGACCCGCUCGCUAAGGAAGAAGCUUUGCUAUGCCACCAUAUUGAGCGUGGAAGAAGUGAAGAAAAAAGCAGACACUUCAAAAGAGACGACGGGUGCUUCAGCAAGUGUUGUCAGCUUUUCACAGUUUCCUGCGUAUUAUCAACCAUUUCCCAACUACUAUCAUCAAGUCAUCGACGAUCCCUAUCCAAAUAACUGCGCCAUCAUGUGA
Molecule: messenger RNA, 372 nt
Organism: Corylus avellana
Lineage: Eukaryota; Viridiplantae; Streptophyta; Magnoliopsida; Fagales; Betulaceae
Product: heavy metal-associated isoprenylated plant protein 47-like
Molecular function (GO): metal ion binding
Source: RefSeq, a predicted model, not a curated record